Messenger RNA from Metopolophium dirhodum (rose-grain aphid), 1557 nucleotides. RefSeq lists its product as uncharacterized. The record is from RefSeq and is a predicted model, not a curated record. Lineage: Eukaryota; Metazoa; Arthropoda; Insecta; Hemiptera; Aphididae. The transcript has 2 exons. Bases 1 to 1557 code for a protein of 518 amino acids.
AUGCCGAGAGCGCAAAGAGCACGCAUUAGCAGAAGAACUGCCAAUGCAACUCGAAUGUAUAACAGAAGGCAACAAAAUAACACACCAGAACGUUCUCAAACACGUGCUCAGGAGCAACGUAACGCUUUGAGUAUGAAAUCAGCGUUUAAUUAUCAAUCCGAGAUUGAUUAUUUAAAUAUUAAAGCGCUUCAAAUUGGACGAAUGACUAUAUUAUGUCCUAAUUGCCAUGCAAAAAAAUGGAAAGAUGAAACCCAUGGACUUUGCUGCGCUGACGGUAAAGUUGUUUUACACCAAUUUGAGGAUCUUCCAGACCUAAUUAAAAGUUUAAUUGAUAAUUCUCACCCUCUAUCAAAACAUUUCUUUAAUAAUUCUAGACGGUAUAACACUCUGUUUCAAAUGACAUCGUUUGGAGCAAACGAAAUAAGUGAAGGGAACUUCAUGCCCUCUUUUAAAAUUCAGGGUCAAGUGCAUCAUUUAAUAGGUAGUUUAUUACCCGAAAUUGGAAAUAAUGCUAAAUUUUUACAAAUAUAUUUUAUGUCAGAGUCGGAUCAAAUAUAUAUUCGAACAAAUAUGAUUCCAAAUUUAAAAAGAGGUCUCAUUGAAUCAUUGCAAACAGUUUUGCGUGAAAAUAAUCACCUCAUACAGAGCUUUAGAUCUAAUCUGGAGUCGAGGUCGUUUGAUGAGUUGCAAAACUUUAAGUUAAUUAUUCAUGCUGACAGAGUUCCUCAAGAUGAACACAGAGGUCAAUAUAAUGCACCUACCAUCGAUGAAGUAGCUGUAUUAUUAGUUAAUGAAGAUAAAGGUCCCAGAGAUAUAGUUCUGCAUGGUCGGAGUGGACACUUGAGUCGAGUUUCCGAAUUGAAUAGAUCUUAUGAUGCACUGCAAUAUCCAUUGAUGUAUACUAGAGGCGAAGACGGUUAUCACAUUAAUAUAUUACAGGAAAAUAACCAAAAUCGAACCAAAACUGUAUCCUGCAUGCAAUUUUAUUCUUAUAGGUUUAUGGUUAGAGAAACAGGUCUAAAUCAUCUACAUUAUUACAAAACAUUAUUCAGCCAAUUCGCCGUAGAUAUGAUGGCAAAAAUGAUUUCUGAAAGACUACACUUUAUUCGUAACCAUCAAAAACAACUACGUGCGGAUGAUUAUGUUCACCUCCGAGAUGCUGUUAACAAUGAUGCAAAUAUUAAUGCUAAUAACGUGGGGCAACAAGUAAUUCUUCCCUCCUCUUUUACUGGCUCCCCACGUUACAUGCAUGAAAAAAAUCAGGAUGCCAUGACUUAUGUUCGUAAAUUUGGCCGUCCAGAUUUAUUUAUUACUUUUACAUGCAACCCGGAAUGGCCGGAAAUAAAAAAUGAAUUAUUUCAAGACCAAAAUGUUGAAUGGCAAAAACGAGGUUUGCCACACUGCCACAUUCUUUUGUGGUUACAAACGAAAAUUCAGCCAGAUGAAAUUGAUAAAAUUAUUUCUGCCGAGAUACCAAACAAAGACAGAGAUCCUAUACUUUAUGAAAUAGUAUGCAAGAAUAUGAUUCAUGGCCCAUGCGGCGAGUUAAAUAUUUGA